Molecule: messenger RNA, 540 nt
Organism: Trypanosoma grayi
Lineage: Eukaryota; Euglenozoa; Kinetoplastea; Trypanosomatida; Trypanosomatidae
Exons: 1
Coding region: 1-540 (179 amino acids)
Biological process (GO): ubiquitin-dependent protein catabolic process
Source: RefSeq, a predicted model, not a curated record
AUGUCUGUGUGUGGCGUGACGCUUGUUUCGGCUGACGGUGUGAGUGUCACGGUGCCGGGCGCCAUCGCGUGGCAGCAGAUCGGCCUGCUGCAGGGCCUCGCGGCGCUCGACGAGGGCGGCACAACCGAGAUGCCACCGGUCGAGCUCGACUUCCCCGCCGCCGUCGUGCAGGGCGUGGUGGCGUACCUCGUGAACCCCGACCGGCGCGUCGCGGAGAUCCCGAAGCCGCUCACCGCGCCGGUCGACCACUUCGCCAAGGCGUGGGAGAUGGACUUCGCGCGCGACAUGGAGCGGUGCGACUUGCUGCUGCCGCUGCUGGAGUGCAGCUGUUACCUGCGCAUCGACGCGCUGCAUGGUCUUCUCGCCGCCUUCGUGGCGCAGCGCAUUGAGGAGAUCUCGAAGGCCGCGCCGUCCAUCAUGGAGGGCGCCGAGCGGGUGCGGCAGUACCUGCACCUCGCGAAUGAGUGGACGCCGGAGGAGAUGACCCAUCUCGAGGAGGAGAUGCGCUACGCGAAGGAAGUUGAUCCUGGCGCGUACUGA